AUGGAACCAAAACACAAAAAAAAUGAAACAGCAGUCUCAGAAUUUCUUCUUCGGGGAAUCUCAGAAAGGCCAGAGCAUCAGAUGCUCCUCUUUGGGCUGUUCCUCUCCAUGUACCUGAUCAGUGGGAACCUCAUCAUCAUCUUGGCCAUCACAGACUCCCACUUCCACGCGCCGAUGUACUUCUUCCUCUCCAACCUGUCCCUUGUCGAUAUUUUCUUCUCUUCCACCAGUCCCAAGAUGCUGGUGAACCUUCGCACCCAGAGCCGAGCCAUCUCCUUUGUGGGCGGCCUUGCUCAGAUGUAUGCCUUCCACCUGUUCAGGACCAUGGACAGCUUCCUCCUGGCCAUGAUGGCCAUUGACCACUUUGUGACAAUUGUCCACCCUCUACACUACUCAGUCAUCAUGAGCCCUCGUGUCUGUGGGUUGCUGGUUGGGGAGCCAUGGCUGAUCACCAGUCUCCAGUCAUUCAUGCACACCUCCCUCAUGGCUCAACUGACCUUCUGUUCUGGCUCCGAAAUCCCCCACUUCUUCUGUGAUCUCAUGCCCCUGCUGAAGCUCUCCUGCUCUGACAUUCACACCAAUGAGCUGGUGGUUUUUGCUUUUGGCAUCAUCAUGGGCAUCAGCCCCCUCUCCUGCAUCCACCUCAUUUUCUGGGCAGUCUUCAAGAUCCCUUCUGCUCAGGGCAAGUGGAAAGCCUUCUCCACUUGUGGCUCGCCCCUCACCACAGUGUCACUGUUCUAUGGCACCAUCUGGGCCGUGUACUUGCAGCCCACAUCUGCCGCUUCCUCCCAGAAGGACAAGGUGGCUGCCCUGAUGUGUGGGGUGCUCAUCCCCAUGCUGAGCCCCUUUAUAUACAGCCUAAGGAACAAGGACAUGAAGGCAGCCCUGAGGAGGUUCAUCAGCAAAGCAGUCUCCUGUCAGUGCUAGGUCAGAACGGUGGUUGGCAUUUACCGUGUUCCAGAACCACUGUUGGGUGGUGAGAACACAGAGAUACAUCCCAUCCGCCCUCAAGGCAUUCAGAGUUGAGUGGGGGACAGAGAUGUGUGA
This is a messenger RNA of Prionailurus viverrinus (fishing cat), 1047 nucleotides long. RefSeq names its product olfactory receptor 1I1. Lineage: Eukaryota; Metazoa; Chordata; Mammalia; Carnivora; Felidae. Gene Ontology annotation, biological process: G protein-coupled receptor signaling pathway. The record is from RefSeq and is a predicted model, not a curated record. Gene Ontology annotation, cellular component: membrane. Gene Ontology annotation, molecular function: G protein-coupled receptor activity; olfactory receptor activity.